This is a messenger RNA of Salvia hispanica, 2206 nucleotides long. RefSeq names its product protein NUCLEAR FUSION DEFECTIVE 4. Gene Ontology annotation, cellular component: membrane. NCBI's taxonomy places the organism in Eukaryota, Viridiplantae, Streptophyta, Magnoliopsida, Lamiales, Lamiaceae. The record is from RefSeq and is a predicted model, not a curated record.
CACAGUCAAUCGUGAAAAAUGUGGAUGUGGAAAGCAUUUAUUUAACCCCUUUUUAUUGUAGAAGAAGAUAGCAGAUCAGCUCAAACACACGCCAACUGUUUGUGAAAUUGUCUCAGAGAGAGAGAGAGAAAAAUAUCUACAAGAGCUCAAAGCUUUUCCGAUUCAGCUGAGGGCUGAUUGUAAAGAGGGAAAGCGAAAUGAUGGGCCGUUUCGGAGAGAAGUUCACGUCCUUCUAUAACAAUCGGUGGCUGGUUUUCGUGGCUGCAAUGUGGCUGCAAUCAUGCGGCGGCGUUGGUUAUGUAUUCGGGAGCAUAUCGCCGGUGAUCAAGAGCAAUCUGAGCUAUAAUCAGAAGCAAGUUGCGAGAUUGGGGGUGGCCAAGGAUUUGGGUGACAGCGUUGGGUUUUUACCUGGGAUUUUAACGGAUUUUCUGCCGCUGUGGGGUGUUUUGCUGGUUGGGGCGAUUCAGAAUCUGAUUGGAUAUGGUUGGGUGUGGCUGGUUGUCACUGGAAGAACUCCUGUCUUGCCGUUGUGGGCCAUGUGCAUUCUUAUAUUUGUGGGAACGAAUGGUGAGACCUAUUUCAAUACAGCUGCACUCGUGUCUUGUGUGCAAAACUUCCCAAAGAACCGAGGUCCAGUUGUGGGGAUACUCAAGGGUUUUGCUGGGCUGAGUGGAGCAAUCUUGACUCAGGUAUAUGCAUUGUUGCAUUCUCCCGACCAAGCUUCUCUGAUAUUUAUGAUUGCAGUUGGUCCGACAAUAGUGGCCAUUGCGCUGAUGUUCAUCAUCAGGCCUGUAGGAGGUCACAAGCAAGUAAGAUCGUCUGACGGGUACAGUUUCACAACCAUUUACGGUGUCUGCAUCAUUUUGGCUGCUUAUUUGAUGGGGGUCAUGCUCGUACAAGAUCUUGUCUCCGUGAGCGAGACUGUCGUUACAAUCUUCACUCUGAUUCUGUUUGUCCUUCUGUUGUUCCCUAUUGUCAUCCCUAUCACCUUGAACUUCCGAGACCCAAAACCACCCGAAGAAGAGUCACUUCUCAGCCCAGAUAAUCAACAGUCGAGCAGAUCCGGAGAUGAGUCUCCAGAUAUCAUAUUCAGUGAAAUUGAAGAUGAAAAGCCAAAAGAAGUGGAUCUCCUUCCUGCUUCGGAGAGGCAAAAGAGAAUCGCUCAGCUUCAGUCGAGACUUGCCCAAGCCGCUGCCGAAGGAGCAGUGAGAAUCAAGAAACGAAGGCCACACCGUGGAGAGGAUUUCACUAUGAUGGAGGCAUUGGUUAAGGCUGAUCUUUGGCUUAUCUUUUUCUCUCUUAUGCUAGGUUCCGGUUCUGGUUUGACUGUGAUUGAUAACUUGGGCCAAAUGAGUGAGUCUCUCGGGUAUGACAACACCCAAGUUUUCGUCUCCAUGAUCAGCAUCUUUAACUUCCUAGGCCGCGUUGGUGGUGGCUACUUCUCUGAGAUAGUCGUCAGUGACUAUGCAUACCCAAGGCCUAUAGCCAUAGCCGUUGCUCAAGUCUUUAUGGCGAUUGGACAUUUUCUCUUCGCUAUGGGAUGGCCUGGCUCGAUGUACGUUGGAACUCUCCUCGUUGGCCUUGGCUAUGGAGCACAUUGGGCCAUCAUACCUGCUACAGCCUCCGAAUUGUUUGGUCUGAAAAAAUUCGCAGCUCUAUACAAUUUCCUCACCCUUGCCAACCCUGCAGGUUCUCUGAUAAUGUCAGGUGUUCUCGCGAGUUCCAUAUACGACAGUGAAGCAGAGAAACAAGCUCACGGAAAAAAUUACAUACCUCGUGGUAUAUCCUUCUCGUUCCCAAACUUCUUGAGAGCUGAAGAAACACUAAAAUGCAAAGGUACCAUUUGCUUCUGCGUGACUUCCUUGACCCUGUCGGGGCUCUGUGUGGUUGCCGUCAUCUUGAGCUUGAUUCUUGUCUAUCGAACGAAGUCAGUGUACCGUAACCUCUACGGAAGUUCUCGGAGGUAAGGUGAUGAAUACUACCGUGUCUGCAGUUUAAUGCAGUGUUAUCUUGUUUUGGUUGUUUGUAUCGUUUCUUCACCAAUCAAAGCUCUAGCAGCAAAGUUUGGUUGGUUGAAGCUUUGUGAUAUAUUCUUUGAUUACAGGAUCAAAUUAUUUGAGUGACAGUAUGAUGUUUUUUAUUGUAUUUGGUAAUGCUUUCCUCAUUUUCUUUGGAAGAUAUGGAUGACCAAUGAUUGAUUGUUGUA